Rhopalosiphum padi (bird cherry-oat aphid) is the source of this 714-nucleotide messenger RNA. RefSeq lists its product as uncharacterized. The record is from RefSeq and is a predicted model, not a curated record. NCBI's taxonomy places the organism in Eukaryota, Metazoa, Arthropoda, Insecta, Hemiptera, Aphididae. The transcript is spliced from 2 exons. Gene Ontology annotation, biological process: DNA integration. Gene Ontology annotation, molecular function: nucleic acid binding. The coding region runs from base 1 to 714 and encodes 237 amino acids.
AUGGGCCCCUACCCGCGCACGAGUAGGGGAAAACAAUAUUUACUGGUUGCCACGGAUAUGUUUAAUAGGUGGACCGAGGCAUGCCCCCUAGGGACAGCCACUACAAAAACAAUAACCGAAACGCUCGAAAGAGAAUUCUUUUCACGUUACGGAUACCCCCGUGUGUGCCUAAGUGACAACGGCCCCCAGUUCGUAGCAAACGAUAUGCGCAACGCGAUCGAACGGUGGGGAGCCGAGGGCUGGACAACUCCGGUAUAUCACCCAAGGGCCAACCUUGUCGAACGGCGCAACCAGGAAAUAAAAAAAAGGUCUACGCGCUUUACUCACCAACGGAUACCCCCCUCGGUACUCGUCCUCGGCAGAGAGGGCAAACGACCGGGUGAUUGGGCACUGAGUAGGACAACUGCCGACCCGAUUGAACACAUAAAUAGGGAGAGGGAAAAGCGUGAGAAAGACGUACUGGACAUACCACCGAUAACAGGUGGCCAGACGCAACCCACAUUCAAAACAGGUGACGUCGUUUACUACAAAGCGCACGACAAAUUUCACGCCGGUUUCGCACUAAAAUGGUGGGGACCGGUAAGACUACACAAACGCGUAGGAAAAGGUGUAUUCCUCACGGACCAACAACCACCGCGCAAAAUUCACGUGUUAUGUCUUAAACGCGCGCCAACCACAACACACCCACACUCCAACACCACCACAAACAGAUAA